This is a messenger RNA of Bradysia coprophila, 7473 nucleotides long. RefSeq names its product zinc finger protein pebbled (gene peb). The record is from RefSeq and is a predicted model, not a curated record. Gene Ontology annotation, cellular component: nucleus. Gene Ontology annotation, molecular function: DNA-binding transcription activator activity, RNA polymerase II-specific; RNA polymerase II cis-regulatory region sequence-specific DNA binding. Gene Ontology annotation, biological process: regulation of transcription by RNA polymerase II. Lineage: Eukaryota; Metazoa; Arthropoda; Insecta; Diptera; Sciaridae.
UGGGCAAAACACACACCUCACAUCUCCGAAGACCUUUGUCGAAGAAACACAUCUCUCGUUUGUCAUUGGUUGUGUGUCUCUUAUGGAAUAAAUUGUUUAGUUUUUAUUUUGUACAAAAAAAAAAGUUUAAUCUUCUUCAUCAGUUACAAUUUCGUAUUUAGUGAAACAAAAAGUGUGCGUUGUUUUCGGUAUUUUUUUUAAUUAUUUAUUUAUUUUCUUUGAUUUGCUCGUGCAAUAUGAGAAAAUUGAUUUUCGAAUGGCUAAUUGAAUUAAAGGAAUUUAUUGUGCCUUUUAUUGUGAAACUGAGAUAAAAGAUUGUUUUUCUUUCGUCAGUUUUGAAGAUGUAGACAAUAAACAGACGAUGAUGAUGAUGAUGAUGAUAAUGUUUUGUGUGUUAAAUUGAUUGGAAAAGACAUUCAAUAUUUAAACCAAAAAUCAAUUUAUCAAAUUGAGAACAGUGAUGCUUAGUUAGAGAAUUGAGCAGUGAACAAUUUUAAUUCUAAGAAUUAUUAAAUGAUCGAAUGACUCUCAAUGGCUAAUGGUUAAAAAUCAAUAAAAAAAAAUCAAAUUUACUUAGACGAGCAAAAAGGAUCGACUCUUGAUCGAUUUAAACCGCGAACGGAUCAUCAAAGAAUUUCAAAAUCCAGAAUUUAACCAUAAACAAAGUGAUUACACACAAACACGGGGGACUUUAAACAAUUGAUUGUUAUUGAUUUACGAGAAAUAUAUUUACGCAAAAAACAGUGUCCACAACUACCCAGCCCCGAGGUCUAGCCGUACGAUUCCGCAAAAGGAUUGCUCGCACGUUUUUUUUUUAUUUCCAUCCGGAUCAUCAUUCGUACUAUUGUUUUCAGACGAACAACUUCGACAGUAUGCUCAAGUCAAGGUCGAAUCCACUUUUAGUGACCGCCGAACGACGAUCGUCAACCAAUUCCGAGUCCUCAAUUGAGCCAAUGGACAUAAGCGCCAAGACGGUCAGCACCGAUGCAAAUUCGUCAAUGACCAUCAAGAGUAGCGAUCAAAAUGAUUCCGAUAACAUUAAUUCGGAUCACGAAGAGGGUGACUUCCGGCAGAACAUUGUUUUGCGAGGAAAUUUACGGCACAUCGAAGACAGUGUGUUCCGUAACCAUUAUCGGCUCAAUUUACCCAACAAAAAUAACAACAACCAUUUCCACAAAAUGGACAAAUCGCCGUUACGAGCCAAUAUAUCCGAAAGCUUUUCGGACACAAACGAUAACAUGCACUCCAGUCCCGAAUCUACAUCGACCAACAAUCGAAAUGAUAAUCGAUACGCUUGCCCCAUCUGCGGUGUUAUGUCGGAUACACAGCACGAAUUUACCGAACAUAUUCGUGGUCACAAUAGCAUGGACGAUGCUCAGAAUUUUACUUGUCAAAUUUGUCAUAAGGUUCUAUCGUCAUCUUCGUCGCUGGAUCGACAUACACUGGUUCAUACCGGCGAACGUCCGUUCACCUGCAAAUAUUGCUUCGUAACAUUCACAACAAACGGAAAUAUGCAUCGACAUAUGCGCACUCACCGACAACGGGAAGGAGACAACUACGAAAGUGACGGAUCCUCAGAUUCGAGCAUCGGCAGCACGAACAAUAACUACAGCAAUGACGGAAAACGUAAAAUUAUCGACGAUGACGGCACCAGCAUGAAGCGUAGACUGAAAACUAUAAACAACAAUAACAUUGUCAAAAGACAGGCACCCAGACACUGUUGUCCGGUGUGCGUGCGCAGUGACUUUUCAACGAUACUAAGUCUGGAGAACCACAUGGACCGAGAACAUCCCAGCAUUCCGGCGAAAUGCCUUUACUGUGAAGUCGUAUUCAAAAGCCACAAAGCGUUGAACGUUCAUCAGUGUGGUGUGUCCAAUAAGAACAAUCAUUUGGUCACUCAUGGCUUCAAGGACCUUACAUUUGUCGACUUUUCCAGCGACAAAUUUCCUUUAAUCGCUAAAUCCAUGUGUGAACAGAGUGUGCGUGCGCCGAUCAGUAACCAAAAGUACGAGUGUCCCACGUGCAAUCGAGCAUUUCCGUGUGCAAGUGCCGUUGAGAUACACAAAAAGAAUUGCCGAUCGCUGGACGCACCGCAAGAUUUUUCAAUACGAAAACGUGAACCGAGCGAAACUUCCGAUGAAGAUGCCAAACGUGACGACUUCUUCGCUCAUCUCGACCUUCAAAAUAAGUCCACACCACAGAGUGCUUCAUUCAACAUAACCGAUUCCGAGUCAAAUAAAUCUCUCAAUCAGUCAGACGCCAAAUUGGAGAAGAAGAUUUCGUUGCCGUACGACACCAAAGACCUAGCAGACAUCCAGUCAAUCAUAAAUGUUACCUCGUCUGGAGGAGGAUUUUUGAAACAACUGGACAAAUCCGUGCCGAAAGAUUUGCCGUACGGUCGUGAUGAAGAGGAGGCUCAAGAUGCAUUCACCGCAGAAUUUCGUAAGAUGAAACUUCGCGGUGAAUUUCCGUGCAAAUUAUGCAUGGCCGUGUUCCCGAAUCUACGCGCGUUGAAAGGUCACAAUCGCAUUCAUCUCAGCUCGGCUGGCUCUGGACCGUAUAGAUGCAACAUGUGUCCGUUUUCCAUCCACGACAAGGCGGCCCUUAUUAGACAUAUGCGAACACAUAACGGUGAUCGACCGUAUGAGUGUGGCCUGUGCAAUUAUGCCUUUACGACCAAAGCCAAUUGUGAACGUCAUCUACGAAAUCGGCAUGGCAAAACGACUAGAGAUGACGUGAAACGAUCGAUUAUUUAUCACGCCUCCGAAGAUUCCAGUUGCGAUGACCCGGUAAAGAAGUUACAAAUGUACAAUGCUACGUACGACGAUGAUGAAGUUACUACCAAAGACCGUGCCUCACCCAUAUCAAAUUUAAAGGACAUCGUCAACGCUGAUACAGUUAAAAUCCAAGUGAAGAGCUUGGAUCAGCUGAUCAAACCCGCAAUUGAUGAUGCAGAUCUAGACAAAAGUGUUGACAAUUUUGCGGCGCAUCCACGACCAAUGGAUUUGUCAAUGGACGUCCUCGAUCUCAGUCGCAAAAGUCAUGACACUUCUGGUACAGAGGCCAUUAAGGAAGAAGAUGGCGAUGAUGACUUUGACGAUGACGAAGAAGAAGAGGUCUCCGCACCUAAAAUUGAUAUUUCAAUGUUCGAGAAAAACCAACAGCUUUUCAUGGCACAGCAGCAGUUUUUCAGUGAACAUUUUCCGAAAAUCGAUCCGGCUCACUACUUUCAACUGUCACAAUUUUACCGAAAUUUAAUGUUCCCGACCGCUGGAUUCCCGAUCCAUCCACUUUUCCUGCAGCAUUCAUUCAUGGCACAUAACAAUGAACUGAAAGACGUUCAUCCGAAAGACAGACCGAGACCACCAAUGUUCCAGUCAGGUUUGAUGGGACCUCAGAUUUUUCCACUACCACCCGGAUCGGGAGCAAACAUUUCGCCACAUACAAUGAGCCAAGCAAAAGAAUUACAGCAGCGAUCGUCCUCACCGUUACGAGAGCAUGUCGUAAAAAGUCCGCAAGUAGCGAAUCACAGUCCACAAAAUCAGCAGCAAUUACCUUCCAGUACUCAACAAACGAACCUAAUUCACAAUUCCGGUCCAGUUAAAAUGGUCAUCAAGAACGGUGUCCUGAUGCCGAAGCAGAAGCAGCGUCGCUAUCGCACGGAACGACCAUUCGCUUGUGAACAUUGCUCAGCCAGAUUCACAUUGAGAUCAAACAUGGAACGUCACAUUAAACAGCAACAUCCACAAUACUGGGCGCAAAGGCAACGUAACGGACACAACAUUAUACGGCGAGGUAGUGGUAGCAAUAAUUCAGGACAAAUUACUAUGGCAACAGCACAUCCGCAACAGUUACCGCCACAGGCAAUGAGUAAUCAAUUGAGCGCAAUAUCCGACCAAGUGAAAUACGCAAUUCUGGCGCAACAACUGAAGUGUCGCAGUGAAAAGCCAACCGAUUAUUUCAUGUCCAUGGACCCGAAUAUGCAAUCGAGAAACGAUUCGAAUAAUGGCAACAAUAACAACAACAACAACAACACACUUCCACCACAGCCAGAAGACGACGAAGAAUCGGAGUUAAUCAUCGACGAGGAUAGUGAACCGGAAGAUUUGUCCGCGGCCAAACGAGUCGCCAGCACCAUUUUGGAAGAAGCAACCCGAUUGAAAAAGUCACAGUCGGCCGUCGUUUCGGAAGUGAAAGAUUUUGACUUGAACAUUGCGUCGAAUCUGAUACCGAGAGAUGCUGUCAGUAAAUCGCAGAAAGAGGUCAAUGGAUCGAAGAGAGAAGAUGGCAACAUGGUGUCAGCUUCAAAAGAGACCAUGGGCAAAUUACAGUCGAUUGUAAAUGGACCCUCUCGAGAAGAAGGUGAUCUGGUCUCCGUAUCCAAAUUGGUUGAUAACGCCACAUCGAAUGCAAUGAGUUUUGGCAAUUACUUUCGACCGGACAUUGCAGUCAAUGAACAUAGCGAUGAGGAGGGACUGGUAGCGAGUGGCAGUGCCUCCGAAAGCAACAAUUCCGGAACGGAAGAUCCAAGUCCACAGAGUCAAAUCAAUAAGAAAAAGUCGGCUUAUAGCCUGGCUCCGAAUCGCGUUUCAUGUCCGUAUUGCCAACGAAUGUUUCCAUGGACCAGUUCUUUGCGACGGCACAUUUUGACGCAUACCGGACAAAAGCCGUUCAAGUGCUCACAUUGUCCGCUACUAUUUACUACCAAAAGCAACUGUGACCGUCACUUGCUGCGUAAACAUGGUAACGUUGAAUCGGCUACGUCUCUUUACGUUCCAAUCGAAGAUGUACCAGAACCAAAAAAGGAACCCGUCAAAGAUGAACGACAAGUUGUGGCUCCGGUUCAGCUAAACAUUCCGGUUUUGAAGCCAGUAGAACAAACUAUUCCGAGUAGCGUAAAUAGCUCAGACUUACCAUUCAAAUGUCAUUUAUGCGACGGUUCGUUUAGCGAUCGAAACGCCUGUUUGGAACACAUAAAGAAUCUGCACACUCAAGACUUUUCGUUGUUGAUGGCGAAAGGAGCUAUUGAUGCUGAUGCCGAACAGCAAAUAGCCUCCGCUGAGGACGAGGAAAAGAACGAAAAUCGUGGCAAAUAUCCGGACUAUGCGAAUCGUAAAGUGAUAUGCGCAUUUUGUAUGCGACGAUUUUGGUCGACCGAAGAUCUUCGACGACAUAUGCGAACGCACUCUGGCGAACGUCCAUUUCAAUGCAACAUUUGCAUGCGCAAAUUUACAUUGAAGCACAGCAUGCUUCGUCACCAGAAGAAGCACACCAACACGAAUCCAAUUGGUAACGGUAAUAGCGCUUCCGAUUUGUCCGACGACGAACAAUCCACCAGUAUGGUCGUGUCGAAUCCACUGUCCAGACUGCUGAAAAUUCCCGAUCUCAUUCCGAAAGAACUGACAUGGAAAUUGCAGAAUGAAUUGCGACGACCCGACGAAGAAUCGUCCGAAUUGAUUCAGAAUUUAUUGGGCAUCAGCGAUUCACGACUAUUGAAUCGAGUUUUUUUAUCGUCGGCAGAUGAGGCAGCAAAGCUGUUAGGAGUUGAGAAGUAAGUCUUGGAUCAGUUUGAUUUUUUCAUUUUAAUCUACUAUAAAACCGACGAGGAUGUCGGGGAGGAGUACGUGUGUGCGUUGUGUGUGUGUGUUUUUAAUUUAUAUUAGAAUGAACUUUGUAACGUGUAGAUUGACUUUAAACCUAGAAUAGUGAAAACAAGGAAGAAGUUGCAGAAGUAGAAAAGACAAUUGUAAAAUUCUAGUCAAAUAUUUAUACGAAGAAACGAAACAAAUUUCUAACCAAAUUGUUUUCCUUGUAUUAGUUUCAUGCGAAAUUUGCGACGAGAAAUUCCCGUGAAACUAAUACAAAGACAAUUAAAAUUUUAAUUUUAAAUUUACCGCAAACGAAAAUUGAAAUGAAAUUCGUCGACUUGUAUCAUUGACUGAAUCGCAUAAACCCUAGGUCCCCUAAUCUCUACGUAUUUUGCGUCCCAAUCAUUACUUGACCGCUGAAAGUAUUGUGCAAAUUGGUGAAUAAACGGUUUUCAACAAGCGAAUAAUAGUUUCGAAGAAUACCAUUUAUUGGUUGUGUGCUCAAGUUUCGUCGAUUCAGCAGCGAAUCUCUUUUGAUCAAGAAAAAGAAAAGUGAAAUUUUCCUAACGGAUGUUUUUUAACCGAAAUUUACCGGAAAAUUACCAAAUUUUACCGGAAACUUACCAAAUUUUACCGGAAAACAUUCCGGAAACUUACCAAAAUUUACCAAAAAAACUAUUAGCAACAUGUCGAUAAAUUUCGGUAAAUUUUGGGAAGUUUUUCUGUAAAUUUUUGGUAAAUUGAUGCCUCCUGAACAAAAACAAAUUGUUCCUCAGUGCAACGCAAAAUUGUUCGUCACUCAAAAACAGUUUGACAUCGAGUACCAAAAUCGUAAUUUUUGCAAAACUUACCCGACGUUAAUCUGAGCAAAUUGUUCGUUUCGCAGCUACAGCGACUCAGUUAGUGAUCAUUCAGAUGAAUAGUAACCAAAUUCAUUUUAAUGUUCAUAAGAAAUUACUUAGAAAGAGAAAAAUUUACCAAAAAAAAACAAAAAACAAAACAAAACCUAAAUCUAAAAAAUAUGUAAAAAGUGUGCCCUUGUAGUUGGUAAGUUUUAAAAUACCAAUAUGUGUCACUCCAAUCGGCAUGGCGGACCGGAUGAAAUUGUAGUCAUUAUUAUAUGUAUGCUUAUAUAACACGGAUAACUGCGUGUUCAUCACGUUUGAUCGAUUUACACUGUAUAAGCAUACAUAUGGUAAUGCAUAGACUGUCAUCCAUGUCUCUAUCGAUUAAUGGUGAAAAUUGUGAACUUAAAACUUAACGUAGAUGAAACAAAAACGAAAAUGGUGGCUUAUUUUGUGGUUUUUCUUUUUGUGCUUCAAUGCCACCUGUGUCAAGCCAUUUUAGUGUAAGUUUAAGCAUUUAUAAAUACAAAAAUGAAAAAAAGAAACGAAAAAAAAAAAUUAGGAAAAGAAAUAUUUACAAAAAAUCUAAAUACAAAAAACAAUUAAAAAUUGAGAGUUUGCCUUAUACAUACAAGCGCCUUUGUUUCUUAAAAUAAAAUUUAAUUAAAAAAAAUUAAUUAAUUUAUAAACCAAACUAUUUAACGAUCUAAGUGAAACAUGCAAAUUGAAAUCAAAAUUAGAUUAUAUCUUAUGCCUUAAUAUACCUAAUAUAUUACAAAAGCAAGAAGAAGAAAAGUCUUUACUAUAAAUAUGAAUAAACAAUUUUAGCAUUAAAUUAAAAAUUAAAAAAAUUUAAAUUAUAAAAAAUCGAUUUAGAAGCUACCAAAUAUUAAUUAAUUGAAAAAAGAAAAGAAAAUUAUCUUUAAACAAACCAAGAAAAAAAACAUUUUGUGACUUAUUCUCUGUACAAUUUUAAAAUAAAGGCCUUUAACCGGAUGUGGCUUAAUGUAGUUAAAAUUCAUAUAUUGCAAUGAAGAAAA